AGAGAACACGCGCGCACACACACUCUGGGAGCAGGAACAUCUUCCCUAGCUUCGCGGGUUUCUCCUCCCACCAGAGCAGUGUGUGAGAGGAAAUCUCGGGGCUUUGCUCUAUCGAAAGUGCUCGGCUGGGUGAUUUCUGAGCACCACCCUCCAGAAGUGCUGGCGUCCGGAUGCAUUUUCCUUUGCUUUGCAAAGAAGAGUCGUGAACUUCAAAACCCUCCGAGACGGAUUAUUAAUCCUGCUUUGCAGGAAAGGAAAAUCCUCCAUCCUCGGCCACCGGCCUCCCCUCUCCGGAGACCCUGCUAUCGCCCAGGCUCUCCGAGCCGGAAGGGGACGCUUUGGGAAUGACCAUGCUCCACGGAGGGACAGAGCCGGCCCCCUUCUCUACACAGAGCCUCCUCCACUAAAGCUCCAAAAAUCAAAAACCGUAAUUGCCAGAAGAAUCAUUAAAAAAAAAAAUAGUCCAGCCACUAACCUCACAUGCAAACGGAAUAUCACUCGGGAUUCUGCAUUGUGAGCUGCUCUCCAUACCCUGAAUUACCUUUGAAGUCCAUCUUUUUUUUUUUUCGUUGAAUUUGCAUCUCUUCAAGACACAAGAUUAAGACAAAAUUCACGCUAAAUUGGAUUUUAAAUGAUCUUCCUUUUAUUUAUCCUUCGUCUUUCUUAUGUGGAUAUGCAAGCGAGAAGACACGACUGGAUAUACCCAACAUGCUCACUCCCUUAAUCUGUCUGUCUAGAGGUUUGGCUUCUACAAACCAAGGGAGUCGACGAGUUGAAGAUGAAGCCCAGAGCAGAGUGCUGUUCCCCCAGGUUCUGGUUGGUGCUGGCUGUCCUGGCCGUGUCAGGCAGCAGAGCUCGGUCUCAGAAGAGCCCGCCCAGCAUUGGCAUUGCCGUCAUCCUCGUGGGCACUUCAGACGAGGUGGCCAUCAAGGAUGCCCACGAGAAAGAUGAUUUCCACCAUCUCUCUGUGGUGCCCCGUGUGGAGCUGGUAGCCAUGAAUGAGACGGACCCAAAGAGCAUCAUAACCCGCAUCUGUGAUCUCAUGUCUGACCGGAAGAUCCAGGGCGUGGUGUUUGCUGACGACACAGACCAGGAAGCCAUCGCCCAGAUCCUUGACUUCAUUUCAGCCCAGACUCUCACCCCCAUCCUGGGUAUCCACGGGGGCUCCUCGAUGAUAAUGGCAGACAAGGAUGAGUCCUCAAUGUUCUUCCAGUUCGGCCCAUCGAUUGAACAACAAGCUUCCGUGAUGCUCAAUAUCAUGGAGGAGUAUGACUGGUACAUCUUCUCUAUCGUCACCACCUACUUCCCUGGCUACCAGGACUUUGUAAACAAGAUUCGCAGCACCAUCGAGAAUAGCUUCGUGGGCUGGGAGUUAGAGGAAGUCCUCCUGCUGGACAUGUCCCUGGAUGAUGGAGAUUCUAAGAUCCAGAACCAGCUCAAGAAACUUCAAAGCCCCAUCAUUCUUCUUUAUUGUACUAAGGAAGAAGCCACCUACAUCUUCGAAGUGGCUAACUCAGUAGGGCUGACUGGCUACGGCUACACGUGGAUUGUGCCUAGUCUGGUGGCAGGGGACACAGACACAGUGCCCUCGGAGUUCCCCACCGGGCUCAUCUCUGUGUCCUAUGAUGAAUGGGACUAUGGCCUCCCUGCCAGAGUGAGGGAUGGAAUCGCCAUCAUCACCACCGCCGCUUCCGACAUGCUUUCCGAACACAGCUUCAUCCCCGAGCCCAAGAGCAGCUGUUACAACACCCACGAGAAGAGAAUCUACCAGUCCAAUAUGCUGAACAGGUAUCUGAUCAAUGUGACUUUUGAAGGGAGAAAUCUGUCCUUCAGUGAAGACGGCUACCAGAUGCACCCGAAACUGGUGAUCAUACUUCUGAACAAGGAGAGGAAGUGGGAGAGGGUGGGCAAGUGGAAAGACAAGUCUCUGCAAAUGAAGUACUACGUGUGGCCCCGAAUGUGUCCUGAGACGGAAGAGCAGGAAGAUGACCAUCUGAGCAUCGUAACGCUGGAGGAGGCCCCAUUCGUCAUUGUGGAAAGCGUGGACCCCCUGAGUGGAACUUGCAUGAGGAACACGGUGCCCUGUCAGAAGCGCAUCAUCUCUGAAAAUAAAACAGACGAGGAGCCAGGUUACAUCAAAAAAUGCUGCAAGGGCUUCUGUAUUGACAUCCUUAAGAAAAUUUCUAAAUCUGUGAAGUUCACCUAUGAUCUUUAUCUGGUGACCAAUGGCAAGCAUGGGAAGAAAAUCAAUGGAACCUGGAAUGGUAUGAUUGGAGAGGUGGUCAUGAAGAGGGCCUACAUGGCAGUGGGGUCGCUGACCAUCAACGAGGAGCGAUCGGAGGUGGUCGACUUCUCCGUGCCCUUCAUAGAGACUGGCAUCAGUGUCAUGGUGUCACGCAGCAAUGGGACCGUCUCACCUUCUGCCUUCUUAGAGCCCUUCAGCGCCGACGUGUGGGUCAUGAUGUUCGUGAUGUUACUCAUCGUCUCCGCCGUGGCCGUCUUCGUCUUCGAGUACUUUAGCCCUGUGGGUUACAACAGGUGCCUCGCCGAUGGCAGAGAGCCAGGUGGCCCAUCUUUCACCAUCGGCAAAGCUAUUUGGUUACUGUGGGGUCUGGUGUUUAACAACUCCGUCCCGGUGCAGAACCCAAAGGGGACCACCUCCAAGAUCAUGGUGUCGGUGUGGGCCUUCUUUGCUGUCAUCUUCCUGGCCAGCUACACUGCCAACUUAGCUGCCUUCAUGAUCCAAGAGGAGUAUGUGGACCAGGUUUCCGGCCUGAGUGACAAAAAGUUCCAGAGACCUAAUGACUUCUCACCCCCUUUCCGCUUUGGCACUGUGCCCAACGGCAGCACGGAGAGGAACAUUCGCAACAACUAUGCGGAAAUGCACGCCUACAUGGGGAAGUUCAACCAGAGGGGCGUGGACGAUGCACUGCUCUCCCUGAAAACAGGGAAACUGGAUGCCUUCAUCUACGAUGCAGCAGUGCUGAACUACAUGGCAGGCAGAGACGAAGGCUGCAAGCUGGUGACCAUUGGCAGCGGGAAGGUCUUUGCUUCCACUGGUUAUGGCAUUGCCAUCCAAAAGGAUUCUGGAUGGAAGCGCCAGGUGGACCUUGCUAUCCUGCAGCUCUUCGGAGAUGGGGAGAUGGAGGAGCUGGAAGCUCUGUGGCUCACGGGCAUCUGCCACAAUGAGAAGAACGAGGUCAUGAGCAGCCAGCUGGACAUUGACAACAUGGCGGGCGUCUUCUACAUGCUGGGGGCCGCCAUGGCUCUCAGCCUCAUCACCUUCAUUUGCGAACACCUCUUCUAUUGGCAGUUCAGGCACUGCUUUAUGGGUGUGUGUUCUGGCAAGCCUGGCAUGGUCUUCUCCAUCAGCAGAGGUAUCUACAGCUGCAUCCACGGGGUGGCCAUCGAGGAGCGCCAAUCCGUGAUGAAUUCCCCCACCGCAACCAUGAACAACACACACUCCAACAUCCUGCGUCUUCUCCGCACGGCCAAGAACAUGGCCAACCUGUCCGGCGUGAACGGCUCCCCACAGAGCGCCCUGGACUUCAUCCGCCGCGAGUCGUCCGUCUACGACAUCUCCGAGCACCGCCGCAGCUUCACGCACUCUGACUGCAAAUCCUACAACAACCCGCCCUGCGAGGAGAACCUCUUCAGCGACUACAUCAGCGAGGUGGAGAGGACUUUCGGCAACCUGCAGCUGAAGGACAGCAACGCGUACCAGGACCCCCACCACCGGCCGCACAGCAUCGGCAGCACCAGCUCCAUCGACGGGCUCUAUGACUGCGACAACCCGCCCUUCACCACGCAGCCCAGGUCCCUCGGCAAGAAGCCCCUGGACAUCGGCCUCCCCUCCUCCAAGCACAGCCAGCUCAGCGACCUGUACGGCAAGUUCUCGUUCAAGAGCGACCGCUACGGCGGCCACGACGACCUUAUCCGCUCCGACGUGUCGGACAUCUCCACGCAUACGGUCACCUACGGCAACAUCGAGGGCAACGCGGCCAAGAGGCGGAAGCAGCAGUACAAGGACAGCCUGAAGAAGCGGCCGGCCUCGGCCAAGUCCCGCCGUGAGUUCGACGAGAUCGAGCUGGCCUACCGCCGCCGGCCGCCCCGCUCCCCCGACCACAAGCGCUACUUCAGGGACAAGGAGGGGCUGCGGGACUUCUACCUGGACCAGUUCCGCACCAAGGAGACCUCGCCGCACUGGGAGCACGUGGACCUGACCGACAUCUACAAGGAGCGCGGCGAGGACUUCAAGCGCGACUCGGUGGGCGGAGGAGGGCCCUGCACCAACCGGUCGCACCUCAAGCACGGGCCGGCUGACAAGCACGGCGGAGUCGGUGGGGUCCCGGCCCCCUGGGAGAAGAACCUGACCAGCGUGGACUGGGAGGAACGCUCCGGGGGUAACUUCUGCCGCAGCUGCCCGUCCAAGCUGCACAACUACUCAAGCGCGGUGCCCGGGCAGAACUCGGGCCGGCAGGCGUGCAUCCGCUGCGAGGCGUGCAAGAAGGCCGGCAAGCUGUACGACAUCAGCGAGGACAGCUCCCUGCAGGAGCUGGAGCAGCCGGCCGCCCCGGUGGCCAUGCCGUCCAGCGCGCCCGCCGCCAAGUACCCCCAGAGCCCGACCAACUCCAAGGCGCAGAAGAAGACCCGGAACAAGCUGCGGCGCCAGCACUCCUACGACACCUUCGUGGACCUGCAGAAGGAGGAGGCCGCCCUGGCCCCGCGCAGCGUGAGCCUGAAAGACAAGGGCCGCUUCCUGGACGGCAGUCCCUACGCGCACAUGUUUGAGAUGCCGGCGGGCGAGAGCGCUUUCGGCAACGGCAAGGCGGCGGCGCCGGCCGCGGGACAUCACCACCACGGCAACCAUGGCAACCCCGGCAGCGGCGGCGGCGGCGGCAGCGGCGGCAGCGGCAGCGGCGGCGGCGGCGGCAGCUACAUGCUCAGCAAGUCGCUCUACCCCGACCGGGUCACGCAGAACCCUUUCAUCCCCACUUUCGGGGACGACCAGUGCUUGCUCCACGGCAGCAAAUCCUACUUCUUCAGGCAGCCCACGGUGGCAGGGGUGCCGAAGGCCAGGCCGGACUUCCGUGCCCUUGUCACCAACAAGCCGGUGGUGUCGGCCCUGCACGGGGCUGUACCAGGCCGUUUCCAGAAAGACAUCUGUAUAGGGAACCAGUCCAACCCCUGUGUGCCUAACAACAAAAACCCCAGGGCUUUCAAUGGCUCCAGCAAUGGGCAUGUGUAUGAGAAACUGUCUAGUAUUGAGUCUGAUGUCUGAGUGAGGGAAGAGAGAGGCGAAGGUGGGUACGGGAGGGUCGGGGCUGUGGACGUGUGGUGCGCAUGUCACAGAGGGUGACGGGGGUGAACUUGGUUCCCAUUUGCUCCUUUCUUGUCGUUUUCAUUUAUUUAUGGGAUCCUGGAGUUCUGAUUCCUUCUGAGGGCGACCCUGGUGACCAGAACCAUCUCUGCUCCCUUUCCAGUCCCCUCCUCCUUCCCGGUCUGUCCAUCCUUCCAGUUCCCAGUUCCCGCGAGAGGAUACGGUGGGCUCGCUCAGCCGGCGAGGGCGGAGUGGUUGAAGGAAGUGGCCCCACACGAGCUUCCUCCUAGCGUGGAAGGACUCUUUGCCACGCACUUCGAGGGAAGCACGGAGAAGCGGGAGGAGGCCGCGGGAGCGCAGGAUAGCUCUCCCCGAACUGACCUUUACGUUUAGGUGAGGAAGCACAGCGCCCCAAUAAGCGCCUUUAGCAUUACUGCCUGUGAAUGAACAGAGGCUUUUGCUAAAUUCUUGUUGCUUAGAUGGCGUGUGUUUGGGGAUCGUACGCCAGGCAGAGGGUGGGAAGCCACGUGUGUUUCUAUAUAAGCCAAAAAAAAAAAAAGUUUGCUUCAAUUCCAUGAGACUUAGCUGGUAGUGAACUGGAAUGAAAGGUCAUUGACGGAUGAUGGAAAGUACAUCAGAGCAGUGUUUCAUGGUGCAUUAGAGGCAAGGAAGGAGGGACUGUGUGUGCAUGUGUGUCUAUAUACACUUGCACACGUGUUGUCUGUACACGCCUGUCAUCAGGCCUUUUCAUGCGGAGAAGGCAACCUUGCCUCAUGAUGUUGUUUCUUUCAACAAGCACCGGGCUUGUUUUGGCUUAUAUACAAACAGAGAGGGGCCUGUGUUACCUGAAUUUUGGCUGUCUCUCCCCUUGACCCUUCCCAAAUGAAAAGAAUGGAAGUUCUUGACGGAGAAGUUCCUGUGGUCUAGACAAAAACGUGGGUGAACAGUCCUACAAGGGCAACGUACAAAAAUAAUUCCUCCGUGGUUGCCAAUACAUUCCACCAGUUUUGGCCAAGAACUUUCCAGGAAGGCUAAAGGGAAGUAGAAGCAGCCAGGAUUCUUUUGGCCCGUACGUGAGGGCAGAAGAUUGUACAAAGCUCGUCUGAGCUUUUUGGACCCUCCUCUGGCCAGUUUGUGGGGAGGAGCUAAGUAAGGCUUUGAAGGACAGGGGGGUCAUUUGUGGUCGGGUAAGUGAGAGAGGGGGAUGUUUUCAAUGCUUUGAUCCCUUCUUACUUAACCUGGAGCUAGGAGAGCAGGCUUGUUACCCCCCUGAAUUGGCCACAACCGAUACGGCACAGCCAGUGAAGAGGCACGAGCUCGCUCCACGAGUACAGCUCGGGAAACAGUGGAGGGAAGGGAAGAGGUUCGGAAGCGGGGAUGGGAGGCGAGAAGGGACUCCCCCGCUACCCCAUUGGGUCUGGCUCCCUGAGGAUGUGACGCUGAACCCAGUGUGGACACUCUCUGUAGAAACCCCUCCACCUUCCUGCAACACCUCCUUCCCCUCCCAGAUAAAGAAUAAAGAAUAAUAUAUAUAUAUAUAGAUAGAUGAGGGCACUGGCAGAUGUGAUACCCCCUUCACUCAGAGUUGGAAACUUGAGAAGGGAAACGAAUACUUGUCACUGCCAGUCCUGAAACUUGGGGUAGGCGUGUUCCGUGGGUCAGUUCCACUGUCCUGCCAUCGUCCCCUUACCCAGGGUGGCAGCCAAAGAGCCAGGUCCGUUUGGAGGCUUGGCUGCAGGGUCUCCGUGUCGCACACAGGACACAUAAACCAGAAAGGUGCUCAUCCUCCUCUGGAAGGAAGCUGCCAUGUCUCUUCAGGUCCCACCCGCCCCAACUCACCGCCCUUCCUCACCCCCCAGCCCUUGACUGCCGCCCCCGCUCUCCUCCUUGAUUCUUACCUCAGUAUCUUUCAUUUUCAAGCCAACCGAAGGCCUUGUAAAGCUUUGUUUUCUUUCUAAAACAAACCUGGGGGCAAGGGGCUGAACCUCUCACAGAUUUGGAGAGAGGAGCACGGAGUGCUUUACCUUAGAUUCAAGGAAGGACCUUGGAGAGAGAGGACAGAGGGCGUGAGACAUCUCCAGGAGGAAGAAGGCGAAGGGCCGUCAAGCAUUCUUUGCCCCGACUCUGUCCCAGGUCAGGGGCUCGUCCCUCACUCUUCCUCUUACCUCAUCCCUUUCAAAUAAAAAGAAACCAAACCAACUAACCUAGCGAACAGCAAUCUAGAACAAAGGGGGCUCUGGCGUCUCCGCUGGUGACAGAAAUCAAGAUGGUGUUUAUUUCAUAUGUAAAUAUUUUGUUUUCUAAUUAAUUUUGUAUAGAUAAAGUGUUCUCUCGUGAGUAUUCAGGGUGUUGGCCGGAGGGAGCGGGGUCGGGAUGGGAAUGAAGGGGGAAGAAGUGUUUUGUUACGGGCUUUCGUUUUCCAUUUCGGGGGAAUUGUUUUGUAUGGCUUUCGUUUCGGGGUGUCCGGAGAACAGUGAAGGGGAAUGGAGGCCACCGUGGUGACUAAGCCAGGGAAGGGCUGCGUGUUCCACCUCCCACCUCACCAGUCUUCUCGUUGGCCUGCGAGAAGUAGUCAUGCCUGUCGGCCUGGGCAAACCGCAGGCCCAGCUCCUAUCUUCCAGGGAGACCGUAGAUCACCAGCAUCUGUGCAAAGUCAAGCUGGUGGCGUCAUAUCUUCCCUGUCGGCACCGAGGGUGGGAAAGAUUCCCCAAAGGGCUUAAACCAGAAUUGAGGUCAAAUCAACCGUAAGCUGAGCUUCAGGAGACUCAGUCUUAAGAAAUCUCCCCACAGCCCCCUCUCAUGUUUAACAAGCACCUCAGUCACUCGGACUCUUUUCUUCCUACUACCUGGGCUCCAGCCCUCUCCGCGACCCCCUCCAUUCCUCUGCAAGCACGCCCAGAAACUUCCCACGAGGUCUCCUUUCUUGAAGCACGUGCUAUCUGGUUACAGGGAGGUAGCCCUGGAUGCGUGUCUUACAAAUGAGCGUGCUUUUCCAGAAAAGCUUACCGGCUCUACUCAAAGCUCAGCGGGCAGAGGGUUCUCUUAGGAAGGUCUCGGAAGUUGGGUUUAGCGGUAGAAGGGUGAGCACAGGAGGGACAGCGCCAGUAGUGACUUUAUAUUCGCCUUGUCCUUGCUUCUGCUGUCAGGAAGGUGCUAUUUGCCUCGAGCCAGGUAUUCAGAACCCGACCUGGGGUUAACCAGACAAGUAGAAUUUCUUUCACUGGACCCUUGGCUUUGUGAAGGGUGGCAGCCUCUCUCUCUCUUUACCACCAGAUGACAUUUCCAAAUCCAUUUAGCUGAGAUAUUACAUUACAUCUUUUGUCCUAUCCUGCCAUCAUCAAGAGCUGUCAGCUGGGUAAUUCCAUUUCUCUAAACCCCUCUUUGGCCCCCGUUGGUCACUUCUCUUCAACUGAAUGUAUGAAUUGAGACCAAAUAAGAUAUUCAUGGCCUGCUCAAGAAAGCUUAAAGAAAGGAAGGCUGAGCCAGGCCAAGUUCUAGAUGUUAACUUCAUUGCAAAAGAAGAAGCCAGGAAAAAUGCAUGAGGAUGAAUGCAGCUCUCAGCCCCAUCUCUUCCACAGAUGGGUCUGGACAAAGACACAGUCUGUCCAAACUGUGACGUUCCACAGACACCCUUGGGAGCGCUAAUGGUUCCGACUUUCUUCGGAGUCCGUGCUUUCUAUCUUUCGUGUCCUCUAAUCAUUCCCUUCCACUGUGGAAGUGAGUCGCUGGGUGUGGUCCUAUAUCACUCCUUUCGGUGGCCAUGCUUAAAUCUCAGCAUUUCUACCAACUUCAGGUAAUCUGACCCUUGAACUUGCCUGAGUCAAGAGUGUGCACACCCUUCAGAGUGACGCAUGUACAGUGGAUCUUGUAAUUUCAAAGUAUGUCACUGUGUUUCUUCAGCCAGAACGUGGGAAACGGCCUUGGUACGGAUUCCCCUCUGCUGGCCACAGCCAUAUUGUGACUGAGGGAGAAAAAAAUCCCAAAUGAUUCCAUUCAAUGUCGGUGGUGUCAGUCGUGCCAAAACGCAUGUGUAAUGUGAUAAAAUAGGAGUCGUCUAGAAAAUUAAGGGAAUAUCACCCGCCCAGUCUUCCAUGGCCAUCAGAAGUUGCCCAAGGGUGAAUUCUCUGCAUGGGAGGUGAAGAAACUGUGUUACCAAAACGCAGCGUGCUGGUCACCUGCACAUCUCAUUUAAGAGCUAGGGUUUCUUGGUGUUUUUUGUUUGUUGUUUGUUUUUUGGUUUGGUUUUUACUUAGUUCAAGGUUUAGGGACAGCAUAACCAGAUUGUCUGGGCAAUAACCUUUGGAAAAAGCUAUUCCAGAACUCACUUUAUUCUUUUAAUUCCCAUCUCUUUCAAAAAGCCCUGUCUCUGCUUGACAGCCUGUGUGUGUCUGUUUGGUGUGUUAGGAAUGAUUCAGAUGUGUGCAUAAAUGAUGCAGCUGCAGUGCUAAGGAUGAACGCAUUAGGCAUUUCUAGAUAUUGUGGCCAUACCUUCUGUGCUCUCUGAGCCCAAAGCCAUACAAGGAAUGUGUGCUCAGUAGACUCUGCCAGGUACUUUGGUGGAGUGUUUCAUUCUUGAGUGUCAAGAGAUUCUCCUUCCUGUCUAAGGAACUCUGUAUGGGUGAGAAGCAGCUCAAGGCAGACAGUUACCCUGGAAUGAGUCUGGACUUAAAAAUGGCAUAUGGUCCAUGGUGUGGCUUCAGAGGUCCUGAGAAGACCUUUCCUUUUCAUUCCCCACCUCACUCCAACUACUGGCUUCCCACACAGAACUAUUCCUUUAGCCCCGAGCUGCUCAUCUGUCAUUUAAAUGAAAGUCAUCCCCGGAAGGGUGCCGUAUUCAGCCAUAUUAGAAGCUUAGACGUUGAAACACCUAGCUUACGUUAGGGUUCUCAUUUCUUUUCCUGGAAAUAAAGUAACAGUACAGGAGAAGAGGGAGAGCGCAAAGAAUGCUAAGGGUGACAGAGGAGGGAGGAAAGACACAGGUUCUAGGGUGUAAAGACGUUCAAAACAUCUCAUCCUUCUCCUGCUUUUAUGAAGGCUCGUGUGACACAGGACUAGGACUCCCAGCUGGGAAUUAUUUUCAUUAAGCAGCCACAUGAGUGUGUAGUUUAUGAAUUUCUAACAUCUGUACCUUGUAGGACGGCUUAAGGGCUUUGACUCCUUCUGUAGAAAAUGGAACACUGAUGUUUCUCCUCUGGUGCAAGUUAACUGAGUAGACAACUGGAAAGAUCAAAUUAUGAUAAUAAAAAGUUACUGUCAUUGUCUGUCCUCUGUCCCAGUUCAAUUAAUCUUCCAGUGUAGCUGGGUCGUUCUAUGUUCUCCACUUCCCCACCUCCAUAGGGGGUCUCGGGUGAUCCCAGCACACACUGACGGAAGCUACUGGACUACCAGGUGCCACUUAACUGGUGGGCAGUUCUUUUUUAGACCUACCAGGUGUUUGGGACAACACUAAAAUGUAGAUUCGGCAGUCUGAGAACUUCUAAUCAUAGUUUAGUUCUAGGAUUCCAUUCUAGUUUGGGGGUUCCAGUACCGUAUAAAAUCCCAAGAGAUCUUCAUAUAUCCCCCCUCCAUCCCAUUCCAACCACACAGACUCAAUCACCACGCAGGGCUGCUGUGGGUCCUCUGACUUAAAGCAUAGAAACCUAUCUAUUCUCAUGGCAAAGAAUGCCCCCCAAAACCUUAAGUGAAAAUCAGUGCUCUUUCCGUGUCUUGGAGAGAUUAAUUAAGUUUGGGGCUUCUAACUUACAAUGCUGAAGCAAGGAGAAAGGAGAGAGAGUGACGGGUUCGGAUAGCAGCACUGGGAAUAAGUGGGCAGAGUUAGAAAUCAUCCAGGUUUCUCUGCCAGUGUGUCCAUUUGCAUCCAUCUCCGAGCCCAUCGCAGUGAGUUUCUGGCUCUGUUCUGUGCUUUACGACAGAAUUGCUGGUGUGAUUCUGAGGGUGAGGACUCCUAAUGAGAACUAAGGGUGGAAAACAGAGCGGAGGAGUAGAAUUCCCCAUAGCCUCGGGACUCUUGUGUGUAGAAUUCGUGUUUUGGCAAAGGUGAGAGAAAUGAAACUCACUGCAAGGAUUAAGGGUACAAUGAAAAAACACACCACUAAGCCCAUUAUAAAACUGUUAUUUUAAAGGUUUGGUCUCCUCAGUUUAAACCUGAACUCUCUUUUUCGUAAUUAACUUAGCGUUGUGAUUUAGGGGUAGAGCAGAUUCCAGUAAUAUGCAGGAGAAAAAAAUAAAAGCUCUAGUUAAAUGUGUUAGUUCAAUUAAACCAAUGUCUGCUGAACACAUGUCAUGCCUCUGGGCUAGUGCUGUGAAGAAGAUAAAAGAAUUUAAAAUGGAGUAUAUUAUACUCACAUAUAAUAUGCGAAUGCAAAAGCAUACAAUAUUUAAAUGUAUGUAUUAUGUAUGUAUAAAUAGGUGUGCAUAACUGGGUAGAUUUAUACAGGCAGGUUUAAUUUUUUCUGGCUCCAGGGUGUGAGUCAAAGAUAUUAUGCAUUAUAUUAUUUUAAAAACACUACAGAGAUUCACCUCUCCCCGUCGUGGCCUCGCCUGAAUCCUUCUUUUGGAAUUAUUCCGCCGCCCAGUGAGAUUCCCUCUCUGACCACGACCUGGCGUUUUCGGUAUCCUGUCUGCCUUCCUUCAGGGUCCCUCUGUUGUUCUGGUCCAUAAACCCCUCUGAUUUCAUUUACUUCCCUCCUUGGUCUCACCCUGUGAUCACCCAUAUCAACAACGCCCUCACCAGCAAUCUCUUCUUCCUCUCGCCUUCUCACCCCACCUACCUUGCUUUUCUAACUCUGUCUCCCAUUCUCCCAACAUCCACUCUAUCGCCAAGAACAGAAGGUCAAAACCUAUGCCAAAGAGCACAGAUUGGAUCCAUUUAAUCUCACCUAAACCCUACCCAGCUCAGAUAUCUUUUUUAUUCUCCAGUGUUGACUCCCUGUCACAUUCUCCAAGGGUUUGUUCAUUUGUUUUUUAUUUUCAUUUUCAUCUCAUCUCUUUCCUACUGAAUUACUAAGAAAAGACACCUGAUUUUGCAAAUUCUCACAUGACCUCUCCUCUCUACCUUUAAAUUUCUCCCAUCCUUCACUUAUCUUCGCCAUCCUCCCUCUCAACUCGGUGACCCUCUUCCCCGUACUCUGAUACCCUCCCCCAACCUCUUCUAUGGCGCUCCAGCCAGUAGCCCUUCAUUCUGUUGCAUCUUUAAUCCCUUCCACACAUCUGCCUACAACCAUCACUAAAAACAGUCCUCAGCCCUCCACCAUCUCCAAAAACAAGUCCUACAACAGCCCCUAAAUCCCAGUCUUCUCUCAGUCCAGUUAGACCCUUGAAUUCCUGUCCUAUCUCCAUUUCUUUUCUUCGCUUCCAAAUUUCUCAAAAGGGUCGCCUUUCUGUCUUCAUUUCCUCAGUUAAUGCUCAUGACUUACCCUUUAAAAUUGGGCUGCAUCCUGCCACUCUACUGAAACUACUCAGUGGCAGCAUUCCAAUGAACUCCUUGUUACAAGAUCCAGUAAUCUUUUUUUUUUUUUUUUAAGUUCUGCUCUUCGGCACCAUGAAUACUACCCUAGAUCCACUGCUGGGUAGCAGCACGUUCUGGUUUUGAUCCCAGCCCUCUGGUCCUCUCUCGCUGUUCCCUCACUGGUUCCUGCUGUCCAUCCUGCCCCCUCAGCAUCGACUUGCCAUGAUGUUCUGAGCUUGACGCUCUUCUCCUUUCCUCUGUGCUUCUGUGGCAAUAUUUCCAUUUUCCACAACUUCAGCGACUCGCUGGAUGAGGAUGAAUUCCAAAUCUUCACUCCUAUGGACCCAACUUUUCACUUCACCUUAAUGCACGUAUUUCCAGCCACUUCCUGGACAACUAACUUCAUGUUGAGUCAAAUAUCCAAUGGAAACCAACAUAAUCACCAAGGCCCCCCUUUGAUUAAUGGUACCGCGAUUCUUUCUGUCACCAAACUAAAGACUUUCAGCCACUUUUGCCUCCUUCAUUUCCCUCAUCCUGCACAUCUAAUCCUCUGGAAAGCCGUUAACUCAUACCUUGAAAGUUUCCAAGUCUUCUCAUUCAGGCCCUUCCCUCUAGUCUGGAUUAUUUGUGUCCUUUAGCCCUGUUCCAACAUUUUAUAUUUGAAUCUACUCUCAUCAGUAUCACUUGCUCAGUACAAAUUAAAUCAUGUCAUUUUCCAACUCAGAACAAAACAAACGACCCUUCGAUGGGCUGUAUUUGCCACAAUCCACCAGCAAGAAUAACUUCCUGCUGUUUGCCUGCGGCCCAGACAACAGGGGAGUCACAUUUUUGUCCCUUUCCUUUCCUGUACUAACUUGUUCUCCCACUUUUGUCUUUCCUUAAACUGCGCCCUUUGCCCCAAAUUCUCGCCUCCCCGAUCUCUCAUCUCAUUCCCUUCUUGCCUAAUAUCCAUCUUCCUCAAUACAAGUCUUCAAAGACCAGAACAUCUGGUCCAUCAUGUCCACUGUCUUCAUCUGCCAUCCCCCGCCACCCCAAAAAACCCCAUAUAUAUGCCUUUUGUGAAUGCUCAUAACACUUUAAUUUAAUCUGUCUAGUGGCAGCCACCGUGGACCAUCUUGUUUAUGGUUAUUUAGCUAUACAUCCAUCUCCCCUGCUAGAUUAUAAACUCCUUGUGGUCAGGGGUCAUGCAUUGAUUCAUCUUUUUAUCUCCUGUAGCACCUACCAGUGCAUCUUGUUUAUGGAAGGUACUGAAAAAUAUUUGAUGUUAUUAUAAAUUGUAAUUGAAAAGGAGUCACUUUAUUUUGCCCACAGGAUACUUGAAUCUGCAGUAAAACCUAAGGAUGAGUCCCUUCCCAUUUCUCUCUGUACAUCUGCUCCCAACAGUCACUGCAACACAGGACAUGUGUACAUUCUCAUGUAAAUUAUUAUUUCAGAUGGGAUUUGGAUUUUUCUGAGUUUUGCUUUGUCCUUCAAAGUUAUGCUGUGACUGUCUCACGGUUAGUGGAGUGUCCUUGGCAUGCAAUAGGUAUACAUAUUGUCAGUCACAGAGGGAGAGACCAUGGAGGAUAUUGAUCAAAUGUUAGGUACCAGGAGCUUUUCAGAUGCUUUCAGUGGAGCCUGUCUCCAGACACUGCACUGUCCAGACUGAGUCUCUAACAGCCUGACCUACGCUGGGAUUCAUCUGGCUUUGAUGUAACCUCUAGCCUUUUUUUAAGCACUUGCAAUACCAGAAAGAACUUGUCACAGUUCCGGCUCAUUAAUCACACAGUCUUAUGGACCCCAAACACUGGUCCACUAGGACCAAUGUAUUAAUGCUGCACGCCUGGUAUUUUCCACCUCUGUAUCUAUGCUAGAUCAGACUUGGGGGAACUGUUUGUGCAGCUCACGACCUGUGUCUUGAUGAUAUAUAUUUCCUGGACUCUGUGUGAUUCUCACCGUUUCUGAGGCUUGGACUACAGGACAACUUCUCCCAAAGAGUAGACAAGAGUUGACGUAAUCAAGCACUUUAUUUCUGAUCUUUAUAUCACAAACGAAAGUAGCUUGGGAUUUGAAUGAGCUGGGUUAGAGAGAAUUCUAGUUUCUAAAGGACUCCUUUCUCUCUAAAUGUGAAGGGAUUCAUAGCAUUGGAAGAGACAACAUCACCUCUGACCUUAUGGCCCUCCUGUCACUUUAGUCUCUGAGCCCCGUUCAGCCUUCCCUCACCUCCUUGGUGGUCUACUGGGCAAUCUGUCCUAUUCCUAUUCCGGUCAGCGUCCGUUGCUGAUGUCCCCGUAAACAAACUCUUAGAGCUGGUUCUGUCCUUCCACUUACGCUGCUCUGGUAACCGAUCAUGUUCCCUUCUCCCGGCCAGCCUUCUCUGUAACUUUCAUUUUGUCAUAGAACGUGAAUUAUUCUCCCGUGGGAGGCAUCUUCCGCCACUGUGUGCUAAUUUAAAGCAUCCUAUAGAGAACCAAACUCAAAUAAGUUACAGGAAGUGGCAAGUCUCUUCUUCAAAAAAGCGAACAAACUCCAUUCUUCAUUGAGACAGGAGCGGGUAGAGGAAUUAUUAUGGGCGAGAUGGGGCAAACUGUGACAACUUGGGAAGCACCCUAAUGAAAAUUAAAAUGUAAGUCUGGGGGAGAAUUGUUCUUCUCAAAAAUCCCAUUAAAUCUAGAUAGUCCUGCAGCAAGGAAUAGGGAUAGUUAAUGUUUUAGAGCAAAAUCCAGCUCAUUAUGUUAGGACACUUUUUUUUUUUUAACCAGUGAAACAAAUAGUCUGAGAAUAGCUGGUGGAAGGAUGUAGAGAUGCCAUCCUCGUGAAGAGGUACAUUCCUGAAUCUCUCGGACGAGUGGAAUGAAGAAAUGUCCAGGGAACUCAGAAUAUAUCCAGAAGGAAGCUUUACCCAUGAGGUGUUCAUGCCAAUUUUCGGCCUACAAAUACUUACAAAAGCAGAGGAAGGGUAGCAUAGGAGGAAGGGAGCGUACAGGGGGUCUAGAGGAGAGCACCCCUUCAUGUCACAAAGCCAGGAGCUGCACCUGCGUCUCUGGGACCCUCCCUGGUUACUGGUGUUGAUGGUAGCUUUGGGAAAGGGCAGGACCCAAAGCUGAUGACCUUUCAGGUGUCUGUCCCUUUAGUCCUUCACAGGGCGUGAACAUUCACUCAAACUCGGAGCUCGUUUUCUGGGCAUAAUUGGACUGAAGAGAGAAUUACACUUCUCAUUUUCCAUUUCCACUUGUAACCUGAGUUGCAGCAGGUUCAGAAGCACUUUCUGAGGGCCACCUUCCUGCCCUCGUGUGGACUGGGAGUUGUUUGAUGCAAUGCCGGAAAUACCAGGGCAGGUAACAGCCGUCCAGGGCAGCGCCAGGAAAGCCAGAGCCCCAUCGCGGCUGCCUUCAGCGGUGACUGUGCCCGCCCCAGGGUGAGGGAGGAGCCUGGAUGCCACCAUACCUGUGACUUCCCGGGUGUCCUCAGGGAGUCCGGCCACAGGUCCGCCCUGAGCCCAUCCUCAGGCUAUGCCCUUCAGACCACAGCACCCCGAGAGCCCCUGGUCAUCACCUGGGCAGAGAGGGAGUGACAGGAAGUCUAAGCCCCCGGGCUGUGGCUCCAUCCCCCUCCUUGUAUCAAGAGGCGCGUAGUCUCAGAGAUCUGCCAGGAGCGAAGCCUCAGGGGAAGCGGCCCCGGGAAUGGGAGUUUGCUGGGCUGCCGGCUGCUCUUAGAUAAGGAUGUUACCUGUUUCCAGAGGGGACAUUUUUUUUUUUUUGAAAAACAAAAACAUGCCUGCCUGAAACCUCAGUCUUAUACGGAACAGUCUUUGUAGUUACCGCCCAAUGUCAUUGUCACACUUUGUCAUUGAUCAUUUUCUUUUGAAAUCAAGGGCUAUUUUAAUGUUCCCUUUGGCUGUGACGUAGGACCAUCUGAAAAUCAGAGACUAGGCCACGAUGCUGCCUCUGCCUGAGAUGUGCUCUUAAUGCUUCCACAGAUUCACUCGAACAGCAUGACUACACCUAAUUUGGCCUCUUUGUCAUGCUUGUGCCCCUGCCCAACACACA
Molecule: messenger RNA, 16795 nt
Organism: Globicephala melas (long-finned pilot whale)
Lineage: Eukaryota; Metazoa; Chordata; Mammalia; Artiodactyla; Delphinidae
Gene: GRIN2B
Product: glutamate ionotropic receptor NMDA type subunit 2B
Biological process (GO): excitatory postsynaptic potential; monoatomic ion transport; long-term synaptic potentiation
Cellular component (GO): plasma membrane; NMDA selective glutamate receptor complex
Molecular function (GO): NMDA glutamate receptor activity
Source: RefSeq, a predicted model, not a curated record